CCCGCCAAAUUCUCCCGCGAAGGAAUGUUCCCGCCAUUGCAACCUUCUCUUUCUCAUUCCCUAUUUAACAAACACACCCAUUUCUACAAUUCCCGCCAUCACUAUUUUCUCCUCUUCUUUAUUUCAAAUUAGGUUAACUCAAUCGCCAAUUUCUCAUCUCAUUCUCUCACAAAAUGAUAUCUCUUGGCCCUAGCAAGUUCUACGGCACUAGUCUCCCCCGCCCUCGCAUUUACACCGACGUCAAGUUUAACGAUCACCGUGUGGAUCCACCCGCUACUGUCAGCGAACCGUUACUGUCUUGGGCCGAAGAAGCCCACUGGUCCAUGGGUGGCCUCAGCUUCAAGCGCCUCCGUCUACAGGGCAAAAUCGAGGGCAAUGUGCAAAGACUCCGCUCCCAGCGCGAAAAGGCCCAAUCACAAAGCCCAAUACCUCCGGCCCACUCUGGAUCCAAUAUAGACGCUUCUCCUGCGCCACCACCGGCUCCGUUAGUGACGAAACGUCGACGGUGCGUGGAUGUGAUCGAGGAGGAUGUUUGUGUAGGUCGGAAGAGUCGGUUAGUGAGGAAGCUUGGUGACGAUUUUGAUAGGGUGGCCUCUUUGGAGAUCGAGAGUUCUAAUACGGUGUCGUUUACAGCUCCGAGUCGGAGAUUGGCGAAGGGUGGCGAAACUGUGGAGAAGACGGUGGCUGAAUCGGCGGAGAAAUCAAAUACCAAAGCAAAGAAGAGUAGCGGAGGAGACGCGAAGAGUCCUAGGGUCAGAACUUCACCCAGAUUUGCCAAGCGUGUAGCCAAUUAGCUUGUUUUUAAUUUAAUAAUUUUAUGAGGAUCAAGAUGCAAAUUCAUGUAAAUCCUACGCAUUUCAGUUUCUGAGAAAAUGUAAAUAUGAUUUCAAGAUUCUGUUAAACUUUUGGAAUGUUCUUUUUUUAA
Messenger RNA from Vigna radiata var. radiata (mung bean), 925 nucleotides. RefSeq lists its product as uncharacterized. The record is from RefSeq and is a predicted model, not a curated record. Bases 174 to 794 code for a protein of 206 amino acids. The transcript has a single exon. Lineage: Eukaryota; Viridiplantae; Streptophyta; Magnoliopsida; Fabales; Fabaceae.